Brienomyrus brachyistius is the source of this 1407-nucleotide messenger RNA. RefSeq lists its product as uncharacterized. Bases 213 to 1229 code for a protein of 338 amino acids. The record is from RefSeq and is a predicted model, not a curated record. Gene Ontology annotation, molecular function: nucleic acid binding. Lineage: Eukaryota; Metazoa; Chordata; Actinopteri; Osteoglossiformes; Mormyridae. The transcript is spliced from 3 exons.
GUAGAGGAAGAGGAGAAGAAGAAGGUAGAGGAAGAGGCCUAGGUAGAGGAAGAGGAGAAGGAGGAGAUAGAGGAAGAGGCCUAGGUAGAGGAAGAGGUAGAGAAGAACUUGAAGAGUUGACAGAACCUGAACAAAGAAGACGAGGACCAAAUUUGACUCAAGAAAUCCGUGCAACACUUAUUGACCAUGUUCUCAACCAUGGACUGACACUGAUGGAAGCUGGACAAAGAGUUCAACCAAAUCUCAGCAGAAAUACUGUUGCGUCAGUAAUUCGGACAUUUCAUCGAGAAAACAGGAUUGAGGGUCGAGGACACCAAGGUGGAAGGGGCCCUAUGUUCACCCGUGCACAAGAGGCCGCCAUAGUGAACAUGGUUGUGGCCAAUAAUUGUAUCAGGCUGCGAGAAAUCCAAGCCAAUAUCAUCAACGAUGACCGUAUUUUCAAUAACAUCCACCGAGUCUCUCUGUCAACAUUAGCUCGAAUCCUCAAGAAAAAGCAAGUACACAUGAAGCAACUAUAUCGGGUACCAUUUGACAGAAAUUCAGAGAGAGUGAAACAUCUGCGCUCUGAAUAUGUGGAGAGAGUCUUGCAAAUGGAUGCAGAACAAAUUCAGCAUGAAUUUAUAUAUGUGGAUGAGGCUGGAUUUAACCUUGCAAAAACACGAAGACGAGGGAGAAAUGUAAUUGGACACAGGGCAAUCACCAAUGUGCCAGGGCAGCGAGGGGGUAACAUCACCCUCUGCGCUGCUAUCACACAAAAUGGGGUCCUCCACCACCAUGCAAAUCUGGGACCCUAUAAUGCAAAUCUAAUACUUGCAUUUCUUGACAGAUUGCACGAGAUUGUCACAGCAUUACACAAAGUGGACCAGAUGCGGUACAUUGUCGUUUGGGACAAUGUCUCAUUCCAUCGGGCUGCUCUGGUCCAGAAUUGGUUCCAUGGUCACCCUGAUUUUGAAGUGUUAUACCUUCCCCCAUACUCCCCCUUCCUGAAUCCAAUCGAAGAGUUUUUUUCAGCGUGGCGGUGGAAGGUAUACGACCUGCGGCCCUAUGACCGUUUGCCCCUCAUUCAGGCCAUGGAGCAGGCAUGUGAUCAAAUCGACGCAGCUUCUGUGCAGGGGUGGAUUCGUCACUCAAGGCGAUUCUUCCAACGGUGCCUUGCAAAUGAAGACAUAGCCUGUGAUGUGGAUGAAAUCUUAUGGCCUGAUCCAGCCAGACGGAGAGAUGAGGAAUAGUUACAGUAUUUGUGUUGCUUUUUUUUCCAGAGUCAAACUGUAUGUACUUCAGGCAGUAAUUUUUAUUUGUCUACAGAUUUUAUUUGUUUCAUUGAUUUCAUUGUUGGUUGAUUACUGUAACUGAUUAUGGUAAGAAAUACUGUAUUUCUUGAAUUGAAAUAAAUACCGGUACUUGAAA